UUCCGUACCCACUGUAUGUCUAUAUUCUCCUCGAACAGCAUGUUGGACAGGCUCCCUCACGUUCUGUGCUGUGUUGAUAGAGGCUUCUUGUACAUGUGGUGCACUUCCACCAUGUUGGCAAUGACAACAGAGAUUCUCAAGGUGUUUAGCAAAGUGAUUUUUCAAAUGUUACACUAGUUUAGCACGGUCCUAAAUGUAACCUGAACUAUUUAUUUUUAUAUAUUAUAUUCUAUCUUUACUGUAACAACUGUGCUCCAUAUAACUUGCCCUCUAAAAUCAAUCUGCUAUUCAGAUUGGUAUGCUCCCACUUUUAAAGGAUCCCUUCACACAAAUUGACUUUUUUGAGUUAUUAAUUUAUAUGUACAGUCAUGACUACACUAUGAAUUGAAAGGAGAAGUGGUUUUGUGUCAGAAUAUAUUUGUUUAAAUCAGUAGUUAUCAUUCAUCACAAGUGUCUGUGUUCUGCCCUGAAGUUGUAUCAUUAGUUACUUGAUGUCUGCAUGAAUUCUUCAGACUGACUAAAUGCAUUUGUUUCUCUGUUCUCAGGACGAGCCCUCCCUACUGCUGUGUUGACCUGUAUUCUCUACGGACAGGGGAAAUGGUCAAAUCAAUUCAGUUCAAGACGCCCAUCUAUGAUCUCCACUGCAACAAGCAUAUUCUCGUUGUGAGCCUCCAAGAGAAGAUUGCUGCAUUUGACAGCUGCACCUUCACCAAGAAGUUCUUCGUCACAAGCUGCUAUCCCUGCCCCGGCCCUAGUCUAAAUCCAAUAGCUCUGGGAAGCCGCUGGCUAGCCUACGCUGAGAACAAGUUGAUCAGAUGUCACCAGUCUCGCGGAGGAGCUUGUGGUGACAAUGCACAGUCCUACACAGCUACAGUGAUCAAUGCUGCCAAAGUAAGUGAAAAUACAACCUGUCUACAUUACAGCUUAUUUAUUUUACACAACUCUGCACCAGUCCUCCAAAGUGCUUCAAUUUACACUAUAUUUGAUGCUAUUUUAU
Anarrhichthys ocellatus (wolf-eel) is the source of this 997-nucleotide messenger RNA. Its product is annotated as breast carcinoma-amplified sequence 3-like. NCBI's taxonomy places the organism in Eukaryota, Metazoa, Chordata, Actinopteri, Perciformes, Anarhichadidae. Gene Ontology annotation, biological process: response to starvation; autophagy. The record is from RefSeq and is a predicted model, not a curated record. The annotation marks the transcript as partial. The transcript has 4 exons. Gene Ontology annotation, cellular component: cytoplasm.